This is a messenger RNA of Lytechinus pictus (painted urchin), 4232 nucleotides long. RefSeq names its product sodium-coupled monocarboxylate transporter 1-like. Bases 348 to 2228 code for a protein of 626 amino acids. Gene Ontology annotation, cellular component: membrane. Gene Ontology annotation, biological process: transmembrane transport; sodium ion transport. The record is from RefSeq and is a predicted model, not a curated record. Gene Ontology annotation, molecular function: symporter activity. The transcript is spliced from 15 exons. NCBI's taxonomy places the organism in Eukaryota, Metazoa, Echinodermata, Echinoidea, Temnopleuroida, Toxopneustidae.
GUAGCAGAUCAGAUUACACUCCUUGUUUUCAAGAAGCGGAUUAGCAAUCAGUCGCAGAUUUGUAAUCAAUUACAAGAAUAUGAUUGAAUUAGGGACCGAAAACAGACUUGCAAUCGAUUGCAAGUUUCUUGCAACGUCCCAUUAGAGAUCGUUUCUGAUUGGCUAACCGAUAUUAAGUGAUCGCGUAAAAUUAUUUUAAGUCGCCAACACCUGGUGUUGUGGUCCACAUGUAGGAGUCAUGCGUGCGUGAACUUGGUAAAAAAUAUAUAUACUGGGACAUGCAGGUAUAUAUGAAGUUGUGAAGUUAGUUGUUGAAUUUAUGCUAGACCGUGAACUAAGAAACAAAAAUGAUGAAUAUCUCUACAGUCGACGGACCAAAAGAAAUGUCAUUUUCUGGUGCGGACUAUGGUGUUCUUGGCGCCAUGCUCGCAUUUUCUCUUGGCAUAGGUUUCUACCAGGCUUGUAGCGGGGGUAAGCAGAAGACUGCUGAAGAAUUCUUGAUGGCAAAUCGUAACAUGCACCCUGUUCCUGUGGCUCUGUCUUUGGUGGCGAGCUUUAUUUCAGCUAUAACCUUCCUUGGAACUCCUUCUGAAAACUAUGUUCAUGGUAUCAUGCAUAGCUGGAAUUGGCUUGGCAGUAUUUUAUCAUCCAUCGCAACAGUUGUCUUUUUCUUGCCAACGUUUUACAAUCUUGGCCUAACCAGUUCAAAUGAGUACCUGGAGAGACGAUUUGGUAAAAGAGUUCGCAUUCUUGGAACCUUUGCUUUUUCAUUCUAUAUGCUGGUGUAUCUUGGUAUUGUUUUGUAUGCUCCAUCACUGGCUCUUAAUGCAGUGACUGGACUGGAUCUCUGGGGUUCUGUGUUUUCAAUAGGUAUCGUCUGCACGCUGUACACCGCAAUAGGGGGUAUGAAAGCAGUUCUUUGGACCGAUGUAUUUCAGGUAACAUUGAUGGUGAUUGGUUUCAUAGCUGUCAUCAUUCAGGGUGCUAUCAAUGUUGGUGGUCUUGAUAAGGCAUGGCAUAUUGCUGCUAUUGGUCAAAGAUUGGACAUGUGGGUAUGGAGUACUGACGUCACGGUGCGUCACACUAUAUGGGGAAUUGUGAUUGGUGGAGGUUUCAACUGGACCAGUGUAUUUGGAGUGAACCAGGCACAGGUUCAAAGAUACCUCACAUGCGGAUCCAUUCAAAGAGCAAAAGUAGCCAUCUUAAUUGCAACAUUUGGUAUGAUAGCGGUACAAUUGUUACCUCAUAUAGUGGGCGUGGUCAUGUAUGCUAAUUACGCUGGAUGUGACCCUAAACUGCAUGGUGUAGUGGAAAGCUAUGAUCAGAUGAUGCCGUAUUUUAUAAUGGAUCUUUUUGGUUCGAUGCCAGGACUUCCUGGUUUGUUGACGUCAGCAGUUUUCAGCGCAGCUCUCAGUACUAUUUCCUCAGGUUUAAAUGCUUUAGCUGCAGUAGCUGGUGAAGAUAUCGUAAAGAGUAUCUGGCCUGACAUCACGGAUAAACGAUACACCUGGGUCACCAAAGGACUUGCAAUAGUUUUUGGCGUUAUUAGCAUGUGCUCUGCACUACUUGCUUCGCGAAUGGGGGCUAUUUUACAGUUUUCGAUGAACAUUUUUGGAAUGUUUGGAGGUCCUGUCCUUGGUCUUUUCUCAUGUGGUAUGUUCUUUCCAUGGAUCAAUGCAAAGGGCGUCACAUUGGGCACUAUUACUGGUCUAGCUUAUUCAUGUUGGCUUGCGAUUGGAGUGCAGAUGUAUCCUAACCCACCCGACGAUCCUCCGCUCACCACCGACCAAUGUCCGAUGUCAAACACGACGACAGACUUGAUGAUGAACACGAGUUAUUUUUCUACGCUGGAUUCGACGACACCCGUCUUCGAUAACCUAACUAUGGUGGUCCCCAAUGAAUCUGCCUUGGUGAAUUUCUACAAACUUUCUUAUACGUGGUAUGGAAUAAGUUCAUGGUUGGUGGUUCUUUUCGUGGCUAACAUUGUCAGCUUUAUAACUGGUCCGCAGGAUCCAAAGAAACUUGACCCCCGUUUAAUAUGUCCAAUCGUCGACAAGAUGUACUGCUGUCUACCAGAGAAAUGGAAGAUACCAUUACGAUGUAGGGUAGGAGAGGAGUGUAAAGAUGUGGAGGAGUAUGAAUACCAAGCCAUGGAAACUAAAAACAAUGUAAUUCAUGUCGAACCGAAGAGAGAGGUAGAAUACGACGGUGAAGAAUCUGAACUCUGAUUUUAUUCUUCUGCUAUAGUCAUAAUAGUCGGGUUUAUGAGGAUACAAACUAAAACAAAAACAAAGCAUUUACGGAGCAUUUAGCACUGCCUUCAGAAAUUAUAUAACAAACCCCGAGAAAUUGGAAUAUGUAGACAUAAUGAUAUGAUCAUUCAUGGAUCAAAAUAGGAGGGGAAAAGAAAAGUAAAAAACAAAAACAAAAACUAAACAGAAAAGAGAAAGAGAAAAGUAGAAGCAAAAGAAGGGGAUGGAGGAGAAGGAAGAAAAGGGUGAAUAUCGCGACGCCUUUUUUUUUUACGAAGAACCGCUACUUGAAAAAACGAACAGGUGAAUUUUUAUACCUCGUUGUUUAGAAGAAGUCAUCAUAGUGAUAUGGAAUAUAAUCAAAGUCUUAUUUAGAAGAAACAAAACAAUACUUAGAUAUACAGUAUGAAAUUUUAUUAGUUAAUAGAAUGUUUUAUAUACUACCGAAUACAUACAAAAUAUUUGUAUCCUAUCACUGUCGAUAGUCAUGUUAUAGGUUUCUUCUCCCCAUGGAUGCAUGUCACUCGAUGAGUGAUGUGCUAUAGACCAGUGUGCUUUGUAGAGAUAGUAUUGACACACUAAACAUUUUCAGAAAACGAUUGAAUUUAUAUUAUACAACUUUGUUUUAAAUAGGAAAUCAUCGGCCAUUUAAAGGAAUCGUAUACUGUAAUCCGCUAAGAGAACGAUAAUAAUAAUAAUCUGUUUAUUUAUACAGCACUCUUACAAAAUGAUUAGGAACAGAAAUAAAUAGGCCUAGAUAAUACAUGUAAGAGUAUUGAUUGAUAAACGGAGUUUUGAUAUGUUUCUUUAAAAAAAAAGAUGGUGAAAGACUCAUAAAUCUUGUUGGAAUCUCGAUCGUUCCAGCAUCUUCAGGCACAUGCCUGAAAUGCCUGAAAAGCAUUGUCACCAGCUUUGGUACACACAUAAAAUGUUGGGCAACAUUACUGUUCACUGUGUUGGGUAAUGUAUGUUGGUAAAAACUACUAAACCCCUCAAAAAAGUUUGGAAAUCUGAGUUUGGCCAUUAAUUUCUCCCAACUCCCAAUUUUACACAAUGCAUAUUUGACAUCAUUCAAUAGAUGAUUUAAUUCUCUUUAAAAUAAUAAUAAUAAUAAUCCGUUUUUUAUAUAGCGCUUAAUACAUCGGAACGACGUGUCUAAGCGCUUUACAGGUAUAUUAUUACCCCGGUCAUCGGAUUCAAUCAGUCAUUCCCGCACACAAUGUGUGCACAUCCUCCACUCCCUGGGGAGUAUUCCAGUCAGUCGCCGGUGAGGCGCACACAGUACUGGACAAGCUACAAUGACUUUCACAUCCUACCGGGUACCCAUUUAGCACCUGGGUCGAGAGUGGCAAAGUGUGGAUUAACGCCUUGCCAAAGGACGCCAGACCGCGGUGGGAUUCGAACACUUAGAUAUACAGUAUGAAAUUUUAUUAGUUAAUAGAAUGUUUUAUAUACUCUGUUUACAAGGCGAGAGUCAGAACCACUACAUCACGGCUCCUCCACUGCUUGUUAUGAUCAUGCCAUCACUUAAAGAGCAGGAUUCAAAAGUGUUGGAUGAGGUCUAAAUUGAAAAGCUGCAAAACGAGCAAAAAAAAGUUUGGAAAUCUGAGUUUGGCCAUUAAUUUCUCCCAACUCCCAAUUUUACACAAUGCAUUUUUGAUAUCAAUCAAAAGAUCAUUUAAUUCUCAUUAAAAUGAUACCAUGCUUAUUAUGUUAAUACAGAACAUAAUUCUUUUGUCUGUGUCAAUAGAGAUGAAAAUCCAUUCGAAUCAAGCCCCUGCUUCUUCAUUGUUUAUGUUUUGUUGUGGUUUAUGUAGUGAUGGUUCUGUGAUGGUUUGAGUCGUGGUUUGAAAUACCCAUGCAUGUUUGUUUGUUUGCUAUGUGUUUGCUUGUGCAGAGGUGUGUUUGAUAUGUUUGUUGAUUUUAAGGUGCAAUGAAACAAUUUAAAGAAACCGAUGAGAAACUCGCUCAUCACCACGG